Carlito syrichta (Philippine tarsier) is the source of this 927-nucleotide messenger RNA. RefSeq names its product arginine-fifty homeobox (gene ARGFX). Gene Ontology annotation, biological process: regulation of transcription by RNA polymerase II. Gene Ontology annotation, cellular component: nucleus. Lineage: Eukaryota; Metazoa; Chordata; Mammalia; Primates; Tarsiidae. The record is from RefSeq and is a predicted model, not a curated record. Gene Ontology annotation, molecular function: DNA-binding transcription factor activity, RNA polymerase II-specific; RNA polymerase II cis-regulatory region sequence-specific DNA binding. The transcript is spliced from 4 exons.
AUGAGGAGCUGGGGCUUGCUGGCCGACAGACCCCUUGAACAGCUGUAUGGACGCUGCCUGGAAGGGGCUCUCAAUAUUUCAGAAGCCCUGAUGAACAGGAUGAUCUCAGAGAAGCCCCAGCCAGACCCUUUUAUCAACAUAAAUGAUUUCAGCAUGAACUUGAUGCCACCACAGGAUCCAGCUAGCCCCCCAAUAUGGAAGAAGCAUCAAGAAUGAACCUCAUUCACACACAAACAGUAUGAAGAGUUGGAGGCUCUGUUUAGCCAGACCAUGUUCCCUGACAAAAAUCUCCAGAAGGAACUAGCUUUGAAACUCAACCUACGGGAGUCAACUGUAAAGAUUUGGUUCAGGAACAGGCAAUUCAAACUGAAGAAACAGCAGCAGCAGCAAUAACAGCAAUCACCAAAGCAACCAAGCCAGAUCCUUCUGGAAAAGAAGACAACACCUCUCUCUCCCAGAACAGCCACCAAUCCUUAUUUAUUUUGUCCUGUGAUAUCAGAUUUCUACAGCUCCCUUCCACCUCAGUCCUCCAAACCUUCCAUUCGGGCAUGGGACUCUACCUUCACGGAGAGUCCCCCAAGUGAUUUCCAAAUACAAAACUCUCAGCUGGAGAAGCUGGUGGCUUCGGUUCCUCCUUUGUCCUCUGAUGCCUAUGACAUAGCCCAAAUAAUAGAACUGUACGGUCUUACUGAUGAGAAUGAGAUAGCCAGCUCUUCCUUCCACUCUCUGUAUCAGUAUCUCUCAACCACAAGGCACCACAUAGGAGGACAGGGUUCCUCUCUCAGCAUUUUUGCUGGUCCAGCUGCAGGUGUGUCUCCUGGGCAAAUCCAGUCCAGUAUGAUGAGUCAAGGCUUAGAAGUCAUAAAUCUAAGAGACAGUCUUACAUUCCAGAACAGCUCCCAUGUGAUAGACUUUGGAUUUCUCUGA